GGGGGGGAUUCGCCUGUGGAUCUGCGAGGUGGUGCUGCGUAGCUACGACUGGCUGCCGCGCAUGGCGUUUGCCUUGUUCAAGUAUGGUCGGGCGGCCGUCGGCGCCACCGGGCGCCUGCAGCGCCACCUGUCCACGGCAGGGGCGGCCGCCGAGAACGCCGCGGUGCGCCGGGACCUGGCCGCCUCGCACCGCGCCCUCGACCGGCUCCACCUGAAUGAGGGCAUCUGUAAUCACCUGAGUGCGCUGGCGCCGGCACGCAGUGGCCAGGGCCAGGUCAUGCUGCUGGCCCCAUUCCACCAGGGGUUCGGCGAGGUCACGCCGGAGUCGCUGCUGGGGCUCAACCUGGAUGGAGAGGUGGUGGAGGGUGUCGGCCAGCCGGAGCUGAGCGCCUUCUCCAUCCACCUGGGCCUGCGCCAGAGCCGGCCCGGGCCGCGCACCAGCUGUGUCUUCCACACCCACAUGCCGUACGCCACGGCCCUGGCGUGUCUGAAGGAUCCGCGCCUGCGCAUGGUGCACCAGAACAGCCUGCGCUUCCACCAGCGGGUCAGCUACGACACGGAGUACGCCGGUCUGGCCACGGCGCUGGCCGAAGGGCAGCGGCUCGGGCGGAAGCUCGGUGAUGCCGCCGUGCUGUUCAUGGGAAAUCACGGCGUCCUGGUGGUAGCAGAAACGGUUGCUGAGGCUUUUGACAGCACGUACUACUUGGAGAGAGCCUGCAUGGCGCAAGUGAUGGCCCAGUGGACGGGUCAGCCUCUGGCCGAGAUGAGCCCGGAGCAGUGCCAGCAGAUGGCGCCCGUGAUGCAGGCCGCGGCCAGGGAGCUGGCCGGGCCCCAUCUGGACUACGUCGCUCGCCAGCUGGCCCGGCACGAUAGCCUGCUCUCAAACUGACCGCUGCCGGCUGGUGGACCCGCGCGCGGCUCCAGACCCACUCUCAAACUGACCGCUGCCGGCUCAGCCAGGCUCUCAAACUGACCGCUGCCGGCUGGUGGACUCGUGCACGGUUCCAGCCCGGCUCUCAAACUGACCGCUGCCGGCUGGCGGACCCGCGCGCGGCUCCAGACCCACUCUCAGACUGACCGCUGCCGGCUGGUGGACUCGUGCACGGUUCCAGCCCGGCUCUCAAACUGACCGCUGCCGGCUGGCGGACGCGCGCGCGGCUCCAGACCCACUCUCAGACUGACCGCUGCCGGCUGACGGACUUGCGCGCGGCUCCAGCCCGGCUCUCAGACUGACCGUUGCCGGCUGGUGGACUCGCGCGCGGCUUCAGACUGGCUCUCAAACUGACCGCUGCCGGCUGGUGGACUCGUGCACGGUUCCAGCCCGGCUCUCAGACUGACCGCUGCCGGCUGGUGGACUCGCGCGCGGCUCCAGCCCGGCUCUCAAACUGACCGCUGCCGGCUGGUGGACUCGUGCACGGUUCCAGCCCGGCUCUCAAACUGACUGCUGCCGGCUGACGGACCCCCGCGUGACUCCGGCACCGUGGCGCGGGGGGGGGGGGGGGGGCGGGCGCAGCGGCGGGAGCUGUGCGCCCGUCCGGGACGUGUGUGACUAUGUACAUGGGGGGCUAUCGUGGACUGUGGGGGACACGCUUCUGGUGUUGAAUCGGGUGAUAUUCCGCCGCGUGACAGAUCCUUCCAUGCGGCAUGGGGCGUAUGACUGUGAUAUAUAAACUUGGCAAAUGCUCAUCAAAGGUGCAAUAAACU
Messenger RNA from Pollicipes pollicipes, 1704 nucleotides. Its product is annotated as putative aldolase class 2 protein RP493. Gene Ontology annotation, molecular function: actin filament binding. The transcript is spliced from 6 exons. NCBI's taxonomy places the organism in Eukaryota, Metazoa, Arthropoda, Thecostraca, Pollicipedomorpha, Pollicipedidae. Bases 62 to 889 code for a protein of 275 amino acids. Gene Ontology annotation, cellular component: cytoskeleton. The record is from RefSeq and is a predicted model, not a curated record.